Molecule: messenger RNA, 2216 nt
Organism: Phyllostomus discolor (pale spear-nosed bat)
Lineage: Eukaryota; Metazoa; Chordata; Mammalia; Chiroptera; Phyllostomidae
Product: butyrophilin subfamily 3 member A2-like
Exons: 8
Coding region: 335-1885 (516 amino acids)
Biological process (GO): regulation of cytokine production; T cell receptor signaling pathway
Cellular component (GO): external side of plasma membrane
Molecular function (GO): signaling receptor binding
Source: RefSeq, a predicted model, not a curated record
CAGUCCAGAAGGUUCCAAGGAGACAGGAGCUGAGGGUUGGUGCUGUGCUGGGGACAGGCUGCCAGGUGCUGUGGCAUCUCAGGAAGACGCCUCAGGGACCAGGUGGGGUGGGUGCCCUGGGCCCCACGAUCACCUCUGUGCGCCCCCCUUCACAGGGUCCUAUGUCAGCAGAGACUAGGACCUGGACCGUGUCACUGAGUGCAGCCCCUGCGAACCAGCUCCUUCACUGCCCACCGCAACCGGGAGACCGUGUGCCUGCCGGGUGCCGAGUGCCACGAGGGUGGUCCCUGCUGCCCAGCCCCUGCUGGCCUCUCUAUGUGCACAGCAGGUCAGGAUGGGGAGGUGCCUGGUGCCCCGUCUGCCUGCCCUCCCCGUGUGCCUCGCUGUGGCCCAGCUGCUCAGCCCCUGCUCAGCUGAGUUUGCUGUGGUGGGACCCCCCGAGCCCAUCCUGGCCAUGGUGGGUGAAGACGCAGACCUGCCCUGUCACCUGUCCCCGGAGAUGAGCGCUGAGACCAUGGAGCUGAUGUGGUGGCGACCCAACGACAGGCAGGUAGUGCACAGGUACGCACACGGGCAGGAGGAGACACCAGCAGAGGAGUAUCGAGGGAGAACUUCGAUUUCCCGAGAGGACGUCACUGCGGGGAAGGCCGCUCUGCAGAUUCACAACGUCAGCGUCUCUGACAACGGAACCUACCUGUGUUAUUUCCAAGAUGGAGACUUCACUGCAGAAGCCCAGGUGGAGCUGCAGGUGGCAGCGCUGGGCUCUGACCCCCACAUUGACAUGAAGGGCUACGAGGCUGGAGGGAUCCGUGUGAGCUGCAUGUCUGCCGGCUGGUACCCGCAGCCCCAGAUCCAGUGGAGAGACGCCAGGGGACAGAGCUUGCCCUCGGAGGCAGCAUCUGCGGCUGCAGACCCCCAGGGCCUUUAUGCAGCCUCAGCCUCUGUGAUCCUGGAAGAUGGCUCUGGGAAGGGGGUCUCCUGUGUCAUCAGAAACCCCCUGCUGGGCCAGGAGAGGUCAGCCAGGCUUUCCAUCCCAGGUGCCUUCUUCAGGGACACACAGCCUUGGACGGUGUUGCUGCCUGUCCUGGUGCUGGUGCUAUUUAUUGUGGUGGUGGUGUACUUGCUGUUGCGACACUGCAAAAGGAACAAGGUGCCAUCUCAGGAUGAGGAGAGAGAGCACGAGAGACGCUGCAGGACCAGUUCGGUAAGUCCCCAUCCCCGUCCCUGCACGUCCCCAGUGUGCGCAGCUCAGCCUUUCCGGCGGCAUCUGCUCCCCCCUCUAGAGCCCGGAGCGGCCGUGCUGGGGAAGACCCCACUCUGCUGGCCUAGACCUCGGGGUGCACAGGGGGGCACAGAGGGCACGGGGCUUGUACAGCUUCCCGGGGCUGGGAAACGUCCUCCCCAACUCGGGGCUGAAAGACACAGAACUGACCAUGUCCCGGAUGUGGAGGCCACAAGUCUGAUCCAGGUGUUAGGUCGGAGGGUAGGGGGGCAGCUUCCUCCAAGGCCCUGGGGGCAGGUCCCACUCACCCCAUGCACUCACCUCGUUUCGGGUGGCCAGCUGUCCUGGGUGCUCCUUCGGGUGGGCACCCAUCAGUCAGCACCGGCCUCAGUCCUCACUGGCCUCUUCCCCGGGGGUCCGUCUCCUGAUGACCCUCAGUGGGCACUGGACGUAGGGCCCACUCUCGUCCAGUAUGGUUCCCUCGUCUGCAAAGACCCCGUGUCCAACCAGGCCACAUUCCUGGGUCCCAGGGGUCUGGAUGCAGACCUGUCUUGCUGGGUUCAAACACAGCCCCCAUGUCUCAGAUUCCCUGCAGAGUUGGGGGGACACCCUGCACCUGACCCCACAAAGUACUUUUCUCUGCUACCACACGGCCCCAGCUGAGCUGCCAGACGAGGUGGCAUUUCCCCUGAAGUGGCUGGGGAGGGCUGUGCUGCAGGCCCCUGCCACCAAAAGUCACGGCUUUGUUCUUCAGUCACAGGGGGGCACCCAGCCCAGGGUGAGUCUGCUGCCCCAGGAUGCGGAGCGCGGCCCACCAGCUGCCGGUGCGGACACCAGGCCACUGCUGGAGCAGCGGGGCGCAGCCGUGCGGUCCCCUGAGGACUCUGAGGCCCGUGUGGAGCUGCAGGCGGUGGUGCCCGCAGGGGGCAGGGCCACCCCACCGUAGGCGCUGCAGACCCAGGUGCCUCCAGGGUCCCGGCCCAGGCUGGGGCGG